Molecule: messenger RNA, 1449 nt
Organism: Rotaria sordida
Lineage: Eukaryota; Metazoa; Rotifera; Eurotatoria; Philodinida; Philodinidae
Source: the annotation of a GenBank genome assembly
AUGCCUUCUGUUACGGAUUUACAACAACAACAACAACAACAACAAACAUCAUCAAAUAGUCAUGGAAAAUCUACACCACCACCAACACAACAAACAACAUCAAUGGAUCCAAAUAAUGCUGAUCCAUUAACACAAGCAAUUCUUGUUUUAGAAAAAAAACAACGAAAUUUAGGAAAACGAAAAGAAAAAUUAGAAAGUUAUCAAAAAGAAGCAAAAGAUGGUAAAGAAUUAAAUAAAGAUCAAAAAGAUGCAUUGGCCAAAUAUCCUGAAGUUCUUGGUCAAAUUGAUUGUGUUAAAGAACUUAGUGAACAAUAUAAAAAAAUUCAAAUUGAGUCAUCAAAAAAUCAAAAACGUCUUUUAAAACAAGCAGCUGAGGAAAAACGUUUAUUAAUCUCAGAACGUCUUCGUGAAUAUGCACAAAUUCGAUAUUUACUUGAUCAUCGACCAACAACAUUAUCACCUGAAGAAUCAUCAUUAUUGGAUGAAUUAUCUUCUAUUAUAAUCCCAUCAGAUAAUUCAUCAAAUUCAAUAACUCGUUCAGUUGAUAGUGUUUUAUCAAUAUAUCAUGGUGGUCCAUCAUCAAUAAUAAAAACUCGAACAGGAAAAAAUCCACAUGAAAUACGAGAAAUUCUUGAACAAUUAAUUAAAAAUCUUGAUCUUGAAACAAAUUCUGUACCUCCUAUUCAACAACAACAACAACAACAAGAAGAAGAAGAACAACAACAACAACAACAACAACAACAAGAACAAAUUAAACAAAUAAAUGAAACAGAUAAUAUUCAAUCAUCCAACACAAAUAUAAAUAUAAAUGAAUAUCCAUUACAAUUUGAUACCAGAAAUCAAAAUAUUCCACUUGAACAAAUUAUACAAGAUAGUCCUUUCUUUUCUAUUGAUUUAAAUAAUCAACAAAUACAAGAUAAUAAUCGAGAUCAAUCACCUGAUCCAAAUCAAUAUUUAACAACAUUUACUGUUGUUAAUUCAAAUAUUAAUGAUCAAUCAUCAUCAUCAUCAAUGCAAAAUCAACAACAAGAAGAAUCAACAAAUGUUGUUACUUCAAAUGAGGAACAACAUCAAUCAGAUGAACAAUGGCAACAUCAAGGAGGCAAUGAAACUACUCAAAGAACAGGACCAUUUCAUAAUGGUACUGGAAAUAAAAAUUAUCAUCGACCUCCACAUAAUAAUUAUAGUCAACAAUGGAGAGGAACACGUGGUCUUCGAUAUGAUAAUCCUCAUGGUAGUGGUCAACGACAAUAUAAUGAAAAUAAUCGAGCUAGAAAUGGAUCUAAUCCACACUAUCGUGGUAAUCGUGGAGGUAAUUAUCGUGGUGGUAAUCGUGGUUAUCAUAAUAAUACUAAUGGAUAUCAAAAACCUGCUCAAUAUCAACAAAACAAUGAUCAACGUCAACAAAUUCGUUCAGCUCCACCAUCUCAACAACAACAAGAACAAUAA